UUAACACUUGUUAUUCAUGUUCGCUUAAAGAGAGAAGUAAAGCUGUUAAGCAUGGCACCCUUUUUUAGGGAUGCGUCGAAAUUCUGGCAGACUGGAAUAGUCGUAUGUGUUUUACUUUUUGUUUCAGAUGCAUGUUCAUCGGGGAGUUAUUAUGAUUGUCCGGCGUGGCCAAGUUGUUCUAAGAGUUGCGGCGGUGGUGAAAGAUGCCGAACAUGCACAUCAUGUGUCAGAGGAAAUGACACAACUUUCUGUGAAACAUGCAAUGCUUUUUGUUUGAAUGGUGGCGAGCUUCUUCGUGGAUUGUGCAAUUGUCAACUUUGGCGAUCAGGGGAUUGCUGUGAGCACUGCAACCCAAUCGCAAUCGACCACUGUCUACCCGGAAAACAAGAAUGUGGUGGUUACCCCGAUAGAAUCCGGUGCACCCAAUGUGAAUACGGCUACAUACCUGGUGGUUACGGAAAAGGCUGCAUAGAAACCAAGAACGCAAUUCCUGUCCUGGAAAGAACAGGUUUAAACAAAAUGAGUCGUUUUAUUGCGGAUGUUGACGGUAUCGAGGAUUUUGCAAACAAUUACCAUUCGGCGCUAACGCAGUAUACACAGCUCCUCGCAUAUGACGCAAAUAUUCGUUUAAGCGGAGUACAGAACAGAUUCACGGCUGCUCAACGUGAUUUAUCUGCUGCUCAAAGCUGGCUUGAAAAUAAAAAAUCAGCCGUAAGUUCAGCAAAUGCUGCUUUUGACAACGCAGUGCGAGCACUGGAAGUUGCAAAAGUAAAACUUGAGGAAGCAAAAAAACCUUUUCAAAAUGCACUUGAUGCAUUAGAAGAGGCUCAACAAAAUGUCGAUCGGCUUUGUAAAAUUAAAACAUGCGCCAAUGUAUGUGUUCCAGGAAUACAUUGUAGUAUUUGCUCGAAGAAAGUGUGGUUUGUAACAAUAUACUAUCCAUGCUGUUCAUUUACGAGCUGUAUGUUUUCUAUUCCUGACCCGAUAUGUGCUGCCGAAAACGGUUUUUGUUAUGUACUGCGUGGAAUAGCCUAUGCAGCUCUAGAGGUUGCUCAACUUGCAUUGCGUGUACCGAUGCUCGUACUCGAUGCAGCAAAAACGGCUGUGUCUGCUGCACAGGUACUUGUAGAUAAAUCUCGCUUUGUUCUGGACAUUGCUAAGGUUGCUCUGUCUAUGGCAAAUGUUGCUUUAGAAAGUGCCAAUACUAUUUUAGAAGACGCAAAGAUAGCUCUUGAAGCGGUAAAGGCAGUUGUUCGACUCGGAUUUAUGGCCCUGAAUUUUGUAAUAAAAUACAGUUUGCAAUCGUUGUUUGUGGUCAGGAAUUGCCGCUAUGAAAUAGGUUCAACGAAGGAUUUUCCAAUAUUUUAUGUCCAGUGUGAAAUGAAUGCAUUCAAUGCUGGUUUCGAAACAAUUCAUAUGAACAUUAAUUUUAAUGAUCCCAUACAAAGUAUCUGGAAUGCCGCAAAAGGAACAAUCGAAAUGACACUAAACAAGAUGGACAACCUGUUUACUGGAACACAAAGGCGUGAAAUACUGGAUAAAACAGUUGCUGGUCUUUACAAAGCGAUGCGAUUCGUUCGCAAUUCAGAAGUAGACGAUGCGCAUUUUGAAAUCUUUGCAAAUAAAACGUUAAAUGAAAUUUUUUUAAGAUACGAAAAGCCCCAAUAUAAGUCGGCUGAGUAUAAUUUAAGGAAACAGUUGUUUACUGAAAAAUGCAUAAUGUUCUCAAGUAUUCAUCGGUUUUUCUACGACACGACAAUCACACUGUUGGAAUUGGUACACGACACUGCAGCUUCAAUAAAGAAUAUGACCUCACUCAAAAUAUCCCUACGAACCUUUAAUACUCACGCUAUGUCAGACAAUGUAUCGUCCGCAAGUAUUGGUAUUGACCAAAAGGUUGCCCAAGACGAAUUCAACAUGAGCAUUUCCGAUAUGGAGAAAGCUAUUGACGGAGCAAGAGAAAAUAUUGCAACAAAUCAACUUUUGGCUAACAUAGCUGCAUUUGCAGAUGAUGCUUGGACGUUUGUGGACAAUGAAGCUGAUGGUGCGAACAAAAUUAUGAUUGUUAACCAAUGGAUUGCUGCCAUGAACAAUGUCACGGUGGAAUAUUUUGACAAUGAAACGUGCGCUUCAUUUCUAGACUGCGCUCAUUUUGCCAUAGCAACAUUGUACGAACAGUAUAUGGCUGUAAAUGUCACAAACCAAACUGAAAGCCUCGAUUAUAUAUCGAACUUUGAAGAACUUUUCAUACUUUUAGUCGGCAACAGUUCCCAUACUAUUGAAGAUGUAGAUUCGAUGUCGAUAACUUUAUUAACAACACUGCGACAGAUAAACGAACACGGUGUGUUCUGUUCAAAAGCUCCCGAAAUGCUACAGCCUCUUCAAAAUCGAACUGUAAAGACGAGCGAGAAAAUAUAUCUAGUUUGUAAUGCAACAGGCGACCCAAAGCCCCUGUUUUGGUGGUACAAGGACAGACAUAUUAUGUCAGAUCAACAUUCAAUGACCUUGACCAUUUUAAAUGCAACGAUCGACGACGCUGGGGCGUACCAUUGUGUUGCUGGAAAUCUGGUUGCGAAUUAUUCUUUUGACGAAGCAUCCGUGACGGUAUUGGAGAAUGUAUUUUACAAUACCGACGACAGAACCACGCUUUUCACUACCAUUACUACAGCGGUUAUUGUUGACGAUGAGACAUCUGAAGAUCAAGAUGACAGUGUGAAUAUGGACUAUGCUAAUGAAAAGAAGACAGGUGUUGAGCUUGAAGUUGUAAUACUUUCGGCACUGCUGGGAUUAGCUUUCAUAUGUGUUGCCGUUGGAGUUUUAGUUUGGAGACACUAUAUAAGUAUCCGUGCAAGAACAGACAAGCUAAGCCAGCCUAAACAUAGUUCAUUCAACGGAUGCGAAGCCAAUAAUUGCCCAUGAGAUACGAAUUGAAAUAUCUUACGUGACACUCCUAAAAUAUAAAUGUAUACUGAAGUGUUAUUGUGAUAUGUUAUAUUUAAAGAGUACAUUUUG
Molecule: messenger RNA, 3012 nt
Organism: Dreissena polymorpha
Lineage: Eukaryota; Metazoa; Mollusca; Bivalvia; Myida; Dreissenidae
Exons: 7
Coding region: 52-2919 (955 amino acids)
Source: RefSeq, a predicted model, not a curated record